Molecule: messenger RNA, 2627 nt
Organism: Cylas formicarius (sweet potato weevil)
Lineage: Eukaryota; Metazoa; Arthropoda; Insecta; Coleoptera; Brentidae
Product: kelch-like protein 40b
Exons: 9
Coding region: 400-2130 (576 amino acids)
Molecular function (GO): protein binding
Source: RefSeq, a predicted model, not a curated record
AGCUACUAGAGAUACAGAGGCUCUGGACAUGUUUUGAGAAAAUAAUGCCCUAUUCAAACUUAUUGACGAUCUGCUUCCAGCCAUGUUGGUUGUUCAAUGCUGCAACAGCAUCAGUUAAAAACUAAAUUUUAAAUCACAUGAGUGUGUAUGUUGAUUGGACCUUCUCAAUUUCUUUUCACAGUUGCUUCGUAACUUCCUGUUUUAUCGGCAUAAACAGAGCCUUUGUAUCUCUAGCAGCCAUAUGUUGCCAACCAAUCAGGAGAUUUGUCACUUUGUCAGUCACACCACAAGACGUACCCAUCAAAUUUUAUAGGUUAAAACUCUGUGAUAGGUUAUUUUGCUUGUAACCGUAAAAAAGCAUUUGUACAAUUAACUGUGUCAAGUUUAUGGUAUUGUAUAAUGGAAGAAAUAUGUUUGGAAAUUGAAGGGGUUCAAAUUCAAUAUAAGAAAUCAGAUCUCAUAGAACACAGUGAUUAUUUCAAUGCUAUGUUCAACGGUAACUUCCUCGAAAGCUCGCAGACCACUGUCAAGCUCGAGGGAGUAGAUUUGAAAUCAAUGAAUAUUAUCCUCACUUUACUAUGGGAUGGAGCUUAUAUAAUUCAGAAUGAAGAUCUGCUUUUAGUACUCCAGACCUCUUGUAUGCUACAGUUUACUAAGAUUAGGAAGUUAUGUGAAGAUCGAAUCUUGGAAAUCCUAGCUCCAUCCAACUGUUUAAAAAUUUGGAUUUUAACUGAGAGAUUGGACAUUACCCCACUCUAUCUCAAAGCUAAGUGCAUGGCCCUGGAAGAAUUCAAUGAAAUUUGUGACUCAGACCCUAUAUUAGAACUAAGUUUGAAAGAAAUUUGUAUGUACUUAGGGCACAUUAAUUUAAGAACUGAUUGCGAGUUCAGAGUGUUUCAAACAAUUAUGAGGUGGUGGUAUGAAAAUUGUAAGGCAUAUGAGUUGGAGAAAAAUGAAACUAUUGUAAAACUACUUCAUUGUCUUAAUUUUAAGAGAUUAACAGAUGAUAAUGUCAGGGAAAUGAAAACUUAUCCGGAUAUAUCAACCAAUAGUGGUGUGGUUGAUAUUUUAAAUUGUUUUUUAUCAUUAAGACAGGGUUUACGUGUGGAUGAAUAUCCCCAAGCAAGUCAUAAGCACGCUUGCAGUCUUAGUCAGUCAAAAGGCAGAAAAUCAAGUGACUUGCCCUGUUUAAUAUUUGAGGCAUUUGACUACAGUUCAACCAAUGAAGAGGAAAUGGUUUUAAUUCGAGAUAGAUUUCACAGGAAGAGACAUUUAACCAAAGUUCUUGAAUCGACAAGUAAUUCUAGCAAAAAAAAAAUGUUAUUUGGGAUGCUUUAUGAUCCGGCCAUAAAUGGGUUCACAAAACUUAUAGAAAUCGAUGGUAAAAAAUGUAAAGACUUAACGGGUUUCAGCCUAACAGCCUACAAAGAGUUUGUUCUCAUCUAUGGCGGAGAAUUUCUGAUAGGAGGUGGUAACUGGAACAACAACAUCUGGGUGUUUGACACAUUCCGAGAGCGAUGGGAGCGCAAGCAUCAGCUUCCACAUGGACGUCGCCAUUUUGAAAGUUGUAAAGUGGGGCACCGUCUAUAUAUUAUAGCCGGUAUAGGCAGGUUCAGAAUUAUCCAGGAUAACUUAAUCUAUUAUGAUUUCAAGACUGAUCAAUGGAGUAAUAUAAAGGCUCUGCCAAGCCCCUCCCAGCAAAUAAAGUGUUGCAAUUUUCGAAAUCAGCUUUUUAUAUUGUGUAGUAGCACUAGACUGGGAUAUUUAUUAGACUCUCAUACUGAAAACUGGCGCGUGUUAAAAAUAUUAGUCAAGAAUGAAGAUAUUUAUUUGGAGAAUCUUAAACUUCCUGUGUCCAUUUUCUCGUGGAAAGGAAAGUUAUUUAUUAAAGGUCAACAUUUGCUUGGCUUUGAUUUGGAAGAUGAGACUUUUAUAGAAAUGAUGUCAUUGCCAUUCAACGAAAUUUUGUAUGAAGAUUUAGAGUCGACAGUAUGCGAUGAUGUUGUGUAUACCCUGUACAAAGUUAAUUCAGAGAUCUUUUCCGUUAUGUAUACGUUGGAAUCCUUCAAUUUGGAAAGAGGAAUUUUGAAGAGUUUUCAGCUUGGAGGACCCAAGAGAAGAGGGAAGUAAAUUAUGUUUGCCAUAUACGAAAAAAAUAUCAACACGGUGAAUCAAAAAUAUUUUAUGAGUGUAACAGAAGUGAUUACAAAGGAUUUGCCAGCUCAGCUAAAAAACGAAGUGUGAAAACUGGAGGUAGUAUUCAUAUUCAUGGGACAUGUCCUUCAAGAAUUGUAGUUAUCAUUUCAACUGAGGGAUUUGUGACGGUAAAGUUUGUCGAAAAACAUUUAGGACACACUGAUAAACUAUGGACCAAGAUAUUAUCAAAAGCUGAACAGGAGACUAUCGUCGAAAAACUAAGUGCAGAUGAUGUCCGAUCUCCAUGUAGACACUAUUGCAUUUAAUUUUGCAUAAUUUUUGUUACAGGUCAUUUUGCAAGAAAUGAAUAGCUUUGCUCGCAGCUUGGACGAAGAAUCUUUUGGGAAAUUUGUGGAUAUUUUUAGGACAUUUAAGAUGGACACAGAACAACGAAAUUCCGAGGAAAAUUCGAAAAAAAGAAACAUUGAGAA